AUGCAACUGUGCACUAAGUGGUGCAAUAGCGCACAUCAAAAGAAAAAGCAAAAGAAAAAGCAAAAGAAACGGAAGCCUAAGAUAUUGGAUCCUUUAGAAGAAGAGGAAAGAACUAAGAAAAUAGUUGCGAUCGAAAAGAAAAGGCAGGAUGUGAUAAACAUCGUGAAAAAAUCUUUAGCAAAGAGACUUGCCGAAAAAUUGGCUUUGCAAGAAUAUCGCUUUGAUAAGGAAGAAAGAACGAAAGCAAAAAUUAUUAGAGAUGCUAAUAAAUCGGAGAUUGAAAAACAAAUGGUCGAGAUUCGAGAAAGUAUGAGUACCAUUGUCGAGGCUGGUAUAAAAUGUAUUUACACAUCGGUGAUCCUACCGAAAAAGAUAAAAUACGAUGGAAAAAAUACAUUAACUAUCAAAGAAGUCAAAUAUAAGUUGAAGAAUAAUUUACACAUUGUUGGAUGGGGUAAAGAAGCUGUUACCAUGAGUUCGGCAUUUGAAAGGAUCGUUGGAAAACAAUUGAAAAAAGGAUGGAUGGUAGUUCCUCGUAGAUCGGUGUUUAUGAUGUGGAGUUUUCCCGAAGCAUUUCCUAAGCUCGAUAGUCGUAUCACUUACGUCGAAGCUGGGACCGAUGGGUACCCAGACGAUAAAGCAAUCGAAAUUACUAAAAAAAUUCUCGAUUAUUGCAAGAAGUUAAAGAAAAGGGACAUUUUAAUAGUUAUGUUAUCACAUAAUGUCGACGAUCUUUUAUGUUGUCCGAAAGAAACGAUUACAUUGAAAGAUAAGCUUAGGUUAUUGGAAAGAUUGGAACGGUUAAGUGCAACUUCGGAAGAAAUCAAUAUAGUGAGAAAUAAAUUGUCUGCGAUAAGAGGUGGUGAUCUAGCUCGUACAGCGUAUCCAGCUAAAAUCAUUAUCUUGAUCACGUCAGAUGUAUCGGAUGAACCGAUGGCCCUUAUUGGAGGUGGUCCGUGUACUUACGAUCCCAAGGGUGAGAAAGCACUCGCCAUAUUGACCAAGUACAAUCUGAUCGGUAAAGUCUCUCAAAGCAUUCGAGAGUUAAUACAAGAGACGAUACCAAGGGAAACCGCAGCGGAUGGGCAAUUGAACGAGGAACAGAAAUACAAAUUCGUUCAGUCUUACGUGAUAGCUUGCAAUGCCGAUGCUAUGGAGUGUAUGGCUGCUACGACCUACACCUAUGGUUUAUUACCCGUUAAACUUCACUCUGUUUGUUCCGGUACGGUUGAAGAAUUCGCAAGGGAAUACGUUAAAAUGGCCUCAUUGAUGAUACUCGCAGUAGAAGGAAAGAUCAACAAAUUCGAGAUGUUCGAAAUGAUGAAAGAUAGUACAAUCUGUUCAUUGACCGAUCUAAAAGUUAUCGAGAUAUUUCCUUCGAAGGAAGAAUGGGCUUUAGGAUUGUGUCUUUUGUUUGGAGGUAGACCAACCGUUGAUCUUCGAUCGGAUAAAGGAAAAGGUGGUCCCAAUCAAGAACUUGCUCUUUACUUUGCACGAUAUUGGCACUUGCGUACGAAACAGUAUCCAAUUUUGAGAAUGUACACCGUCUGGUUUCUCGGUGGAAGUUCUUAUGGUCGAGAUGGUAAUACGGAUGCAGCCGGUGCCUUUGGCUACAAGAACCUCUAUACCGACAUUUAUCCCGAAUAUACGAAAGUCAACGAUAAGUAUAGGACAGCUUACCUCAACUGGAUCAAUCUUAUCGAGAGAAUGGCUAGCGAUGCCGAAAUAUUCGAUGCACGUGUUAUAGUAAACGAUUUAGAUAAACUAAGAAAAGCUUAUGCUGCCAUUCUCCCAGAUAAGGUUUUGAGUGAAAACAAUUCGAAUUUGCUUUUGCAAAGUGUUAACGACGGCGACGAACUUUUCGAAUUAAAAACUGGAAAUGAUUAUACAUUCACAAACGUCGGUAACGUUUACGUAAUACGAAUCGUACGAUUUCAAUGUAAUUGCGAUGGUCGUUGUCACAUGACCAAAAACAAAUCAUGCAAAGACGAAAAAUGUCCAGUUAAUCGAACGAAAUCAAUCGACGUUGACGUUGAAAUACCUUUGCAGCAGCUUUGCGGUAAAAUUGGUCGACCGAAAAAUCAAGAAUUAUUUUCUUAA
This is a messenger RNA of Polistes canadensis, 2100 nucleotides long. RefSeq names its product glycerate kinase-like. Gene Ontology annotation, biological process: protein phosphorylation. Lineage: Eukaryota; Metazoa; Arthropoda; Insecta; Hymenoptera; Vespidae. The record is from RefSeq and is a predicted model, not a curated record. Bases 1 to 2100 code for a protein of 699 amino acids. Gene Ontology annotation, molecular function: glycerate kinase activity. Gene Ontology annotation, cellular component: cytoplasm. The transcript has 5 exons.